GUCACACACAGUGCCACGUAAGCAGUGCCACAUCAUCAGUGCCACGUCAGCAGUGCCACGUCAGCAACAUGACGGGCCUGCCAGGCCAACUGGCCAAUGAGCCCAUUGCCGACUACAAAAAGCGCUUCCAGGCUCAGCUCGUUGCAAUCGAGGCUCAGCUCGUUGCAAUCGAGGCCGAGGAACAAUGCCAGCUCGCAGUCAAGGCUGCCCAGCUACAGGCUGAAGAAGCGGCAACAGCAGAGAAGCUGCGGCUACAGGCCGAAGCAGACGCAGAUGCCCAGGCUCGCCGCAAGGAAGCCCAGGAUCUGCUGCUGCGGCAUGAAGCCAACAGCAUCGAGAGACUCAAGUUUUGGCACUUUAAACCGAACGGCGACGAGGCAACACCGGAAGAGAAGCAUAGGGAGUUCCUCUCCAAACUCGUGACACAGUUGUUGUGUGCUUGCAACUACCAACGGUCCGAGUUGGAGAAGCAGUACCAUAACCUGACGCAACAGCAUCAGGAGUUGGCAAAGCUCCGCCAUACAGUGCAGAGCCACGAGGAUGCAACUCGGGCACUCAAUGCCCGAUUGCUGGACCUGGAACAGGCUGUACCAGGACCAGCUGCUGGGGCUUCCAGCAGUGCAUCCUCUAACCGCCAACUGGAGGAACGCGUUGACCACGUAGUGGAAAUGCUCGACGACAUCAGCACCUUCGCUGCGCCGACCACCAUCAGUAGUCAGCUGCAUACCUUGAAGACCGAGGUCCAGCAGUUGCAGUCGACGAACGCGGAGGACAAUCCGAAGAUGUACAAGAUGCCAACUUUCCAACUGGACAAAUUCGACGACUACACGCAGCAGGAUCCGGUCCUCUGGUGGGAAGCAUUCACAAUGCAACUCAGGAUUCUGCCCGUAGCCAAGCAUGCGUACAUCGGCGCCCUGUUCCUGAACUCAAAGGGCGGAUGCCAGACCUGGUUGAGCCACCUGGCAACCUCUCACGGCGUCGACGUACCGGACUUGAAGGACAAAAUCACAUGGGAGGAACUGACACGGUUGUGGAAGAAGCGGUUCAUCGUCCACGACGCGCCGACACUCGCCAUCAACCGUUUGUUCACCAUGUCACAGGGCAACACUGCAACACGGGAUUGGCUCACGGAGUGGCAGAAGAUUGCCGCGGUGCCCAAUCUAGAAUUGGCAUUCACGCAUCUACGCCGUGAGUUCUACAACAGGUCCUGUGCGGCAUUGAGCCAGGCUCUUGGUGAUCGCGAGCAAUACGCAACCUUCGCUGAGAUCAUUGACAAGGCGAGGGAAAUCAUCAAGACCAACAGGUCAGCUGCACACAAGAGGUCAACAUGGCAGCCAACCUAUGUGGAGAAGGUACGAACUGGUCCGCGACAACAGCACUUCGCUGCAGUCCUGUCGGACAGUGGAGAUAACCCAGCAGCCACUCCAGCAUCAAGUGACGGAGAUCAGGUGGCUGUUGUCCAGCCGCGAAGCAACAACAAGUCCCGCAACAAUGGGAAGGCGAAAUCCGCAUCGCAGGCCGGAAAUGGACAGCCAGUACAAGUUCCAUGGGUCAAGUUCGGCUUGACCGAGGUGGAGUACAAGGUCCGCGGCCGCUACGGCAGCUGCUAUUGGUGCAACAGCACCAAGCACAAGACCUCCCUGUGCCAGGAUCAAGGCAAGGAGGAUGUGCGACCCCGCCUCAGCUCGGGAAACUGAGUUCCGCGGAAGGCGUCCGGCACAACAAUGAAACCAAGUUCGGCUC
Messenger RNA from Chara braunii, 1743 nucleotides. The record is from the annotation of a GenBank genome assembly. NCBI's taxonomy places the organism in Eukaryota, Viridiplantae, Streptophyta, Charophyceae, Charales, Characeae.